Lasiosphaeria miniovina is the source of this 1671-nucleotide messenger RNA. RefSeq names its product 26S proteasome subunit RPN7-domain-containing protein. Gene Ontology annotation, cellular component: COP9 signalosome. Lineage: Eukaryota; Fungi; Ascomycota; Sordariomycetes; Sordariales; Lasiosphaeriaceae. The transcript is spliced from 9 exons. The record is from RefSeq and is a predicted model, not a curated record. Bases 1 to 1671 code for a protein of 556 amino acids.
AUGCGAAUACAGCUGAUUGAAGGCUCCCAACUUCCCAAGUUUACCAGUUCGGGAUUUAAGAAGUUCCUAGGGCUGAGCUCCCGCUCUAGCUCCAUCAAGCUAACACUCAAUGGACCGUGCCUCGGAGCCUUUGAACACACGUAUGAUGCGUUAAACCAGAAGAAGAGAGUCGUGGCUAGCUUCUUACUGUCAAAAAUUGUUAAGGCUUCUGUGACACGAAACGCGGGGGAGGGCUGGAGUAAGUACCUGCCGCCUUCAGCCUCGCCAAUUGCGCUCGACGAGUUUCCAUUCCUCGCAGCAGCAAACAUGAACGACCCUAUACUGGUCUUCUUCACCGCCAUGGACAACCAGGGCGGUGUCAUUGUCAAAGAACAGCCCAAGCUCGACCUAGACCUGUAUAUUCAAAAUUAUCGUGGUCGCACUCGGUACGACCGCCUGUUCCUCAUCGGCCGCAGCUCUGUCCCCCUAUGCGUUGAUGCCCUCAAGGCCGCAGCUACCGAAGCGAAAAGGGGCCGCGACACCCACCGCUACCGGGAGGCUGUCGAGUGUUUGCGAAUAGCUGCGCCCUCGGAGCCAGAGGCCACCUUUGACCAAGCCUGGCUGGAGAGCGUCGACGCGAGCAACCGCUCCGAGAUCACACGUCUGCUUGCGGAGCUCAAGGGUUAUAAAAACAACUUGGUCAAGGAGAGCAUAAGGAUCGGCAACGAAGACCUCGCCAAGUUCUAUGAGAGCUCUGGCGAUCUCAACGCGGCCGCCGAAACAUACCAGAAGAUGAGGCCCGACGUCAGCACGCAAAAGCAAAUCGCCGACGUAGGACGCCAUCUCAUCCGCGUCUCUCUGGCGCAGCGCAACUGGGGCAUGGUUAUCGCACAUCUCAGUAAGAUGGGGCUCAACCAGACACCCGAAGAGGAGGAUACCCUCCAGCCGUUCUUGAAAAUAUCGCAGGGCAUUGCGAGCCUUGGCCAAGAACGAUUCCUGGAUGCGGCCACGGCCAUUUUGGCGACCAAGAGCGGCGUCCCCGAGUCGACCUACGAUGAGAUUGCAAGCUCCAACGACGUCGCUAUUUAUGGCGGUCUUCUGGCACUAGCCUCGAUGGACCGGAUCGAUCUCCAGACUAAGGUUCUAGACAACUCGUCCUUCCGAUCGUUCUUAGAGCGGGAGCCGCACAUCCGUCGUGCCGUGACCAAUUUUGUUAACGGCAGAUACUCAGCCUGCAUAUCUACGCUGGAGUCGUACCGCGCGGAUUACCUUCUCGACAUCUAUCUCCAGAAGCACAUUCCCAAGAUCUACGCCGAGAUCCGGCGUAAGUGUAUCGUCCAGUACCUCAUCCCAUUCUCGUGCAUCAGUCUUGACACGAUGAACGGCGCAUUUGGAAUUCCGGGCCAGCCCAUUGAGGAGGAGCUGUACUCGAUGAUCCAGUCGGGCACGCUUCAGGCCAAGAUCAACACGAUUGACAAGCACCUCACAACGGCAUCCUCGAACCCCAGACUCAAGCUUCAGGCCUCGGCACUCGAGAAAGCACAAAGCUACGAGAAGCAGGCGGUCGACCGGCUCAGGCGCAUGGGCCUGGCGGCGGCAGAUCUGGAGUUGAAGGGCCAGAAGAAGAUGAACGCCAACACGCUCUCUUCGUCAAGCGAGAUGUAUGACGACUAUCGGAGGCUUGAUGAGUAA